UUGUAACAGUUCGGUAACACUUUAUUUGCGAUACACGCAUCAUCUCGGAGGGAAGCAGCCGUGCUGUUUGCUCAAAGGUGAGGGCAGAUAUCUUUUCAGAUAAAGAAUAUGUUUGGCACAGUUGUCGUUGGGGUUGGAAUAGCUGGACGUGUGAGAAUACGAGAUCUUGUCAAUCCACUUCCGUCCACUGCCUCUGAGAAAAUGAUCCCUAAAGGCUUUGUUUCCAGGAGAACUCUAGAAGAUCAGCAAGGACUGAAGCAGAUAUCCCUUGAUGACGCUCUGGCAAGAGAAGAUAUUCAUGCAGCAAUCAUCUGCACAGAAAACAGCUACCAUGAAGACUGCAUCAGAAAGUUUUUAGAAGCUGGAAAGCACGUAUGUGUUGAGUACCCCAUGGCGUUGUCCUUGGAUGUUGCCCAUGAUCUUUGGGACCUUGCUGAUGAGAAAGGGAAGGUUCUGCAUGUAGAGCACAUAGAGCUAUUGACAGCAGAUUAUAAACAGCUAAAGAAGGAUAUUCAAGGCAAGGAACUCAUAAAUGGAACAUUACAUUUUACAGGUGGCCCCCUUCCUCCAUCUUUCAGAUUCAUCUCCUUCAGUGGAAUAGCAAGGCUGACAUGGCUUGUGGAUCUUUUCGGAGAGCUGACCUUAACAUCAGCACACCUAGUAGAAGAAAAAGACAAGAACUAUAUUAAGUUAAAUGCAAGCUUUCAUACCACAGAAAACCAGCCACUUACUUGGAUUGAGGAGAGAGGUCCAGGGUUAAGCAGAUGCAAAAACAUAAACUUCCAUUUUACCUCGGACACUAUGACAUGCUUACCUGAUGCCCCCCGUGAGUUUGUCGGUGUUUUUAUGCAGGACUUCAUCAUCUUCAGCCAGAAGCUUCAAGGUCAAGUCCGCCAAGAAGCGUUGCAGGGAGAGAAGAGACGAAUCCUACACUGCUUAGAGCUGGCAGAAAAGAUCCAACAACUGUGCGAAAAGACAACUGGCAGUCGUAUGUGAUUACAAACAUCACCAUAGCUAGUCAUCUAGGAAAAGGUGCACAAAUACUGGCGUCUUGUGUAAGCACAACAGGCGUGUUGUCAUAAAUAAGGAGUUAACCACGUUGUAAUGGCAAGUAGCUAAGUUUAAAAGCCAUAAGUAAUAUAAUUCUGUGCAAUUGUUGCACUUUAUUCAGAAUGGAAGACAAUUAAACAGUAUAUGUGAAACACUAUAUAAGAAAAUGAGAGUUACAUAUUAAAUGUUAUGGGAAGGGUUGCAGGGUAGUGUGAUCUAUUAAGAUUAUUAAUAUAUAUUAAUUAAGGUAUCUUUUAUUAAAGGGAAUUGCAAAUACAAUAAGAUUUCUUUAAAUGUAAGUAAUUAAUUAUUAUUAGCAUCCGUCUUCCAAGAAAUGCACAAUAUUUUAAUUGUUCAACCCCACAGAUCUUUCGAAUCGGUUCUGAAUCUGCCUUUUGUGGGACCUGGUCCUGCGCUGUGCUAACCUAAAUGAAGGCGUUCACAUUGCCUCUGGGAAAUGCUGUGUGCAGUGGCUGGCACUGGUCCUUCACCACUCAUAUGCUGUGUGCUUGUGUGACUGUAAGUGUGAGUAGACACUCCUUCUGAUUGGAUUUCAUUCAUUUAAUUAAGGCCUAAUGCUUUCAACACCCUUAAGAAUGUUUUGUUUAAAGUUUAGGCUCAGAAAAUGAAUGGGCUUUGCCCAGGACUCUCAUUUAAGAUCAUACAUGGUCCUAUGCUGCAGUCACUAGACUUCCUCAGCUUCACCAAUAGGACUGAUCUUCUCGUACAGUUAAUGAAGAAAAAAUAACUGAGAUAUCAUUAGCAGCAACAAUAGUGAGUCAAUGGUGAGGGGGAAUAAAUGUCAUUAGAUGAGAUCACAAAACAAGCCUCAAGUAAAAGCAGCUCACUUUACUUAACACAUUUUACACUAAAGAUAAACAAUGGAAGUCUUGAGGAAUCUGAGAGGACGUCAUGACUGAAGUAUGAUACCUUGCAUUCACAGACACCACUCCUCAUACGUACUUUAGCUAUGCUAAAUGUGAUUUUCUUUUAUCCCACAUCUGGCUGGAAGUUCUACUUGAGAGGUGUAUGCACAUUUCAUAAAUACAACUUAAAAACUGUCUUUCAGAUUUCUGAAGAGUGGCAGUGUUGCAUGUUGGUUGAACAUUUUAGAGUACACCAUACACAACAGUAUUACUACUUUUACUACAAAAAAUCUUACUAAACAAAAAAAACAGCUUUAUUUAAUGGUGGCCAAGGUAUAGCAUGUGUGCAGAAUGCUUGACAGAGCAGAUUAAGGUAAUUUAACUUGAAAACUCUUACAUAAAAUUGCAAGAAAAAUGAAACUGCUUAUAAUUUUAAAUAAAGGAAAGUUUCUGUAGAAUCUAUGACCAUGUGAUGAAAAAAAUAAGCUCUAGAAUAUGAGUUUUGUUUCCUUGUCAAAUCAAAUAUUUUGUACUUACCAAAUUCAAAUGACGAGUGUGUUUAAUAUUAAAACCCCACUACUGUUCUUGUCCUGUUUUGGGAAAUUUAGAUUACUGGUUGCUAAGCCUGAGACUGUAGUUUUUGUACCAUUAUAUGUACAGAUCACUCCAUGUUCUGAUACCACUUUAAAUUCAUAUACGUAGUGAUCAUAAUGUGCAUGUCUCAGUCAUACUGAUUCUGAAGAGGGCGAUAUAAUAAUAACAAUUAGAACUUUUUGCCUGUACUAACUUACAUGUAUCAUGCUGGAGUUUUGAUUCCUCUUUUGCCAAAACAUCUGGCGCUGUAGUGUUUGUGUCAAGAUUGCAAUAUAGAAAAUAAA
Erpetoichthys calabaricus (reedfish) is the source of this 2794-nucleotide messenger RNA. RefSeq names its product biliverdin reductase A (gene blvra). Gene Ontology annotation, biological process: heme catabolic process. The transcript is spliced from 7 exons. Bases 109 to 996 code for a protein of 295 amino acids. Lineage: Eukaryota; Metazoa; Chordata; Cladistia; Polypteriformes; Polypteridae. Gene Ontology annotation, cellular component: cytoplasm. Gene Ontology annotation, molecular function: biliverdin reductase [NAD(P)H] activity; zinc ion binding; nucleotide binding. The record is from RefSeq and is a predicted model, not a curated record.